This is a messenger RNA of Coccomyxa subellipsoidea C-169, 981 nucleotides long. Its product is annotated as cyclophilin-type peptidyl-prolyl cis-trans isomerase. The transcript has 6 exons. NCBI's taxonomy places the organism in Eukaryota, Viridiplantae, Chlorophyta, Trebouxiophyceae, Coccomyxaceae. Gene Ontology annotation, molecular function: peptidyl-prolyl cis-trans isomerase activity. Gene Ontology annotation, biological process: protein peptidyl-prolyl isomerization; protein folding. Gene Ontology annotation, cellular component: intracellular membrane-bounded organelle. Bases 140 to 694 code for a protein of 184 amino acids. The record is from RefSeq and is a predicted model, not a curated record.
UUUACUGCAAGAGAUCUUGCGUUGGAUAUCGAGAAAUCGAUACCGUCAAUCACCAACCUGUCACAGAUCUGCAACGCAGUUUGUCGCAGGUUUGCGGUAGUAGUCUGUGAAAAUAAUUGCUGAGUAAAUCUAGAGCAAUAUGGGAGAUACUACUCAAUGGCACCUACGAUCACAGCAGCCUGGAAAUCCUGUAGUAUUCUUCGACAUCACGCUUGGGGGGCAGCCAGCAGGCAGAAUCCAGAUGGAACUCUUUGCAGACAUCUGUCCAAAGACAUGUGAAAAUUUCAGGCAACUUUGCACUGGAGAAUUCAGGAAGAAUGGGCUGGCAACUGGAUACAAGGGCUGCGCCUUUCACCGUGUGAUCAAGGGGUUCAUGAUCCAGGGAGGUGACUUUCUGAAGGGUGACGGGACAGGCUGCGUAUCCAUCUAUGGGUCAAGAUUUGCCGAUGAAAACUUUGUGGCAAAGCAUACAGGCCCUGGCCUUUUGUCCAUGGCAAAUAGCGGGAAGGACACCAACGGGUGCCAGUUCUUCAUGACAGUCGGAAAAGCAGACUGGCUGGACAAUAAGCACGUGGUGUUUGGAAGAGUUCUUGGCGAGGGCCUGUUGGUGUUGCGAAAGAUAGAGAAUGUGCAGACAGGGCCACAGGAUAAGCCGAAGCUGCAGGUCCUCGUUGCAGAGUGUGGGGAGAUGUGAGAGGCGACAAACAGAAUAUCACCCCCAUCAGUUGUUUCGGCUUACAGCACAUUUCUCACAAUGAGGACAUCCAAGGGCCUGCAAUCUAUUGAGUCAUGCUAUGGGUUACUCAUUUUAUGCGAGUUAUGAGUAAUCUUGUUGACUGAUUGACCGUAAUCUGAAUUGCAUGCGCUUCCUAAUACUUCAGAGAGAAACCUACUGCUGAGCAUCAUGCAUGCAUGCAAGAUUUUCUGGACAUCCUCUGAAUAAUUGUGGGUGAUCUUGCUGAGGAUGUUGAGACUCUACCU